Meriones unguiculatus (Mongolian gerbil) is the source of this 2961-nucleotide messenger RNA. It is a transcript of the gene Nlrp5, whose product is annotated as NLR family pyrin domain containing 5. The transcript has 10 exons. NCBI's taxonomy places the organism in Eukaryota, Metazoa, Chordata, Mammalia, Rodentia, Muridae. Gene Ontology annotation, molecular function: protein binding. Bases 1 to 2946 code for a protein of 981 amino acids. The record is from RefSeq and is a predicted model, not a curated record. Gene Ontology annotation, cellular component: cell cortex; cytosol; nucleus. Gene Ontology annotation, biological process: regulation of inflammatory response.
AUGAGUAAGCCAGAAGACAAAGAUGAACCAAGCCUGAGUGAGCAAGGACCAGAGGAGGAACAGACUCCAGACUGUGGAGGUGACCUGCAAGACUACAAGGCCCAUGUGAUAUCUAAAUUCGACACAAGUAUGGAUGUAUGCUAUGACAGCCCAGAGAAGAAAGUAUUGUCUGAUGCUUUUAAACAGAAAGCCUUCUGUCCUCACACUGUUAUCCUACAUGGAAAACCAGGGAUUGGGAAGUCGGCUUUGGCCAGAAGUAUCAUGGUGGGCUGGGCACAGGGAAAACUCUACCAAGACAUGUCCUAUGUCUUUUUCUUCUCUGUUAGAGAAAUAAAGUGGACAGAGAAGAGCAGUUUGGCACAGUUGAUUUCUAAGGAAUGGCCAGACUCCCAAGCUCCAGUGACAAAGAUCAUGUCCCAACCAGAAAAACUGUUGUUUGUCAUUGAUGAUUUUGACAAUAUGAACUCUGUCCUCCUACAUGAUGACAUGACACUUUCUGGAGACUGGAAGGAUGAACAACCCAUAUACAUCUUGAUGUACAGCCUUCUGAGGAAGGCCCUCCUCCCACAGUCCUUUCUCAUUAUCACCACCAGAAACACAGGCUUAGAAAAACUCAAUUCAAUAGUGGUGUCCCCCCUCUACAUACUAGUUGAAGGAUUGACUGCAACAAGAAGGAUUCAGCUAGUCCUCGAGAACACCCCUGAUGACCAUCAAAGAAUGCAAGUCUUCCAUUCUAUGAUAGAAAACUCCCAGCUAUUUGACCAAUGCCAAGUCCCCUCCAUAUGCUCUCUGGUCUGUGAGGCUCUGCAGCUGCAGGAGAAACUGGGAAAGAGAUGUACCCCAGCCUUCCAGACUCUUACCAGUUUGUAUGCCACCUUUGUGUUCCACCAGCUCACCCCAAGAGAUCCUUUCCAGAGCUGUCUCAGUCAGGAAGAGCAAGUUGCUCUAGUGGGUUUGUGCAAGAUGGCAGCUGAGGGAGUGUGGAACAUGAGGUCGGUGUUCCACAAUGAUGACCUGAAGACCCAUGGCCUAAAGGAGUCUGAGAUCUCCACCCUCUUUCACAUGAACAUCCUUCUCCAGGUUGGCCACAGCAGUGAGCACUGUUAUGUUUUCUUCCACCUCAGCCUUCAGGAUUUCUGUGCUGCCUUGUAUUAUGUUUUAGAAGGACUAGGGGACUUGUAUCAGUACCAAAAGAGCAACUUGGAGCUGAAGGAAACCAAUGACACUCACCUUCUCGGAAUGAAGCGUUUCUUAUUUGGCCUCAUGAACAAGGACACCAUGAGGACCCUAGAGGUUCUGCUUGGAUGUCCUCUGUCCCCAGCUGUGGAGAAGAAGCUCCAACAUUGGGUUUUUCUGCUAGGACAGCAGGUCAAAGCCACCAGCCCAAAGGAUUACAUGGAUGCCUUCUACUAUCUCUUUGAGUCUCAGGAUGAAGAAUUUGUUCGUUCAGCUCUGAACAACUUCCAAGAAGUGUGGCUUCUGGUCAACCAGAAUAUGGACUUGGUGGUAUCUACCUACUGUCUUCAGCAUUGCAGGAGCUUGAGGGCAGUCCGGGUGGAUGUCAAAGACAUGUUCUCUGUGGAUAACGUUCCUGAGCUGUGUCCUAUUGCUCCCCAGAAGACACAACAUAAGCCCCUCCUCAUACAGUGGUGGGAGAAUUUCUGCUCUGUGCUCAGCACCCACUCAAAUUUGGAGAAGCUGGACUUGGGCAGCAGCAUCUUGAAUGAAUGGGCCAUGAAGAUACUGUGCCUCAAGCUGAGGAAUCCAUCCUGUAAAAUACAGAAUCUGACGUUUAAGAGUGCACAGGUAGCAUCCGGCCUGCAAUAUCUCUGGAUGACCCUUAUUAGAAACCGGAACUUAAAACACCUCAAUCUAGGAAACACUCCCAUGAAGGAAGACGAUAUCAAAUUAGCCUGUGAAGCACUGAACCAUCCAAACUGCUCCCUGGAGACUCUGAAAUUGGAUUCCUGUGAGCUAACCUACCCUUGUUAUGAAAUGCUCUCCAAAAUACUUCAUUCAGCCACCAGACUGAAAUCUCUCAGCCUGGCAAAAAAUAAGGUGGAAGAAAAGAGCAUGAGGUCUCUCAGUGUCACCUUGAGUAGCUCGAAGUGUAUGCUGGAAAAGCUGAUACUGGACAGCUGUGACCUCACACCUUUCAGCUGCUAUAUUCUGGUCUCAGCCCUUUUCAGCAACCAGACCCUGACUCACCUGUGUCUGUCAAACAACCAAAUGAAGACUGAACAAGUGAGAGUGCUGUGUCAGUUUAUGAGACGUCCAGAAUGUGCUCUCCAGCGGCUGAUACUAAAUCACUGCGACCUCAGAGAAUACUCCUACAGCUACCUGGCGUUGAUGCUUAUGAACAACAGAAAGCUGACACACCUGAACCUGAACCUGAACCCCAUGGAAGAUGGUGGGAUGAAGCUUCUAUGUGAAGCUUUAAAGGAGCCGACUUGUUACCUCCAAGAACUGGAAGUAGUGAAUUCCCAACUCACAAGGGACUGCUGCGAGGAUCUGGCCUGCGUGAUCAGAAAGAACAAACACUUAAAGAGCUUGGAUCUUGGUAACAACGCCCUGGGUGACAAAGGAAUCAAAGCUCUGUGCGAGGGACUAAGGCAAAACGAAAGCUUCCUGAGGAGACUGGGACUGGAAGCAUGCGGGUUGACUUCUGACUGCUGUGAGGCACUAGUAUCAGCCCUCUCUUGCAACCAGUAUCUGACCAGCCUAAACCUGGUGAAGAAUGACUUCAGUACAUCAGGGAUGUUGAAACUGUGCUCUGCAUUCCUGACCUUUACCUCUAAUCUGAGGAUAAUUGGCCUGUGGAAACAGGAGUACUGUGCCGAGGUAAGAAGGCAGCUGGAGAAAGUGCAGUCUCUCAAGCCUCACACGGUGAUCGAUGGUGACUGGUACUCCUUUGAUGAAGAUGACCGUAACUGGUGGAAAAAUUGAAGACACGAGCCCCCC